Messenger RNA from Cynara cardunculus var. scolymus (artichoke), 2922 nucleotides. Its product is annotated as CRM-domain containing factor CFM3, chloroplastic/mitochondrial. The record is from RefSeq and is a predicted model, not a curated record. Bases 1 to 2628 code for a protein of 875 amino acids. The transcript has 9 exons. Gene Ontology annotation, molecular function: mRNA binding. Lineage: Eukaryota; Viridiplantae; Streptophyta; Magnoliopsida; Asterales; Asteraceae. Gene Ontology annotation, biological process: RNA splicing, via transesterification reactions.
AUGGCAGCUUCUUCGUCUUCAUCUUUUUCAUUCAAUAUAAUUUUGCCCACUUCUACAACUACUCUUCCCUUCUCUCGAACACACACUUCAAACUUCAAAUUUUUUUGUAGUGAUCAAAGAAUUCAGCUUGAAACCCAACAAAUUAACCCCAAAAUCAAGAAGCAAAGAAAACCCAGACCUAGUUUUUCUGAUCAAGUUCUUGAAAAAUGGUCUCGAAAACCCACUUCAUUGCUAGAGAAAUUCCCAUGGCAGAAAGAAGAAAUACGACAACAAGAAGGGAUAAAUUCUAUUAAAUCCGUUGAAGAGGAUGAAAAAAAAGAAGAAGAAGAAGAAGAAGAAGAAGAAGAAGAAGAAGAAGAAGAAGAAGAAGAAAGGGGUUUAGACGAGUCGAGAAUCGGCAGCAACUCGUUUGCGGGUGACUCGGUGAGGUUUAAUCCCAUCAAAUACGUAAAACUUGCUCCUUGGGUUCAGGAAACUAAACCCCAGAAACCAAAAUUUGAUUUUGAAGAUAGGAAUUCCCAAAAAGAUAGCAAUGGAGGUAAAACUGAUGAUCGAUUUGUUUUGUCCGAGUUAAGGACCGCUAGUAACUCGUUGCUGAGUGACUCAAUGAUUUCUAAUCAUUCCAACAGUAGAAUUCCACAAAAGGAUGGUGGAACCACAACCAUUGAUGGGAUUUCUUCACAGAAAGGAAACAUUCAAGGGGUUUUUCUUAAAGAAGAUGAAAUUCAAUCUGGGUUUGUGGAAGAAGAUGAUGAUAUGCAGAUGAAGAUUGAUGAAAUGGUUUCAAACAAAGGUGGAGAAAGUAAGGUUCCACUGGAGAGAGGAAGAGAUCUGUUUAAGAGCAGUAGCAAUACACCAAUGGCUGACAAAUUGAUACCAGAAUUUGAAUUGAAGAGAUUGAGGAAUAAGGCAGGGAGAAUGGUGGAAAGAUUUAGAGUUGGUGCAGGUGGGGUUACACAAGAAUUGGUGGAUUCAAUUCAUGAAAAAUGGGAAAGGGAUGAAGUGGUGAAGUUGAAAUUUAAAGGUCCUUCUGCCAUGAAUAUGAAAAGGAUCCAUGAAAGUUUAGAGAGUCGAACUGGCGGCUUAGUGAUAUGGAGAUCAGGCAGUUCGGUAGUAUUAUUCAGAGGAAUGGCUUACAAGCUUCCCUGUGUACAGUCGUUUACAGAGCAAAAUUCAAAAGACAUAGAAAAUGAUUCAUCAAUGAAUUAUCCAGCACGAUAUGUGAAGGAUCUUUCUGAAGAAGAAUUACUAGAUUUAAAAGAGCUCAAUCUUGUUUUAGAUGGAUUGGGUCCACGGUUUAAGGAUUGGUCCGGCCGUGAGCCACUACCUAUUGAUGCAGAUUUGCUUCCUUCUCUGGUUGAAGGGUAUAAACGUCCAUUUAGACUUCUCCCGCAUGGGACUAAACCUGGUUUACGAGAUAAAGAGAUGACCUUUUUCCGGAGAACUGCAAGAACAAUGCCUCCACAUUUUGCACUUGGAAGAAAUAGAAGCCUUGAAGGCCUUGCGGUUGCAAUGGCGAAGCUAUGGGAACAAAGUGCCAUUGCAAAGAUAGCUAUAAAGCGUGGUGUACAGAACACUUGUAACGAAAGAAUGGCCGAAGAGCUUAAGAGAUUGACAGGAGGGACUUUAGUCUCUAGGAACAAGGACUAUAUCGUCUUUUACAGGGGUAACGACUUUUUACCCUCUAAUGUCACAAGGACAUUGAUCGAAGCAUUUGAUGUUAGAACUAAUCGACAGGAGGAUGAAGACAAAGCACGAGAAAAGGCUUCAACUUUCAUUAAUUUGACUCCUAAAGAUGCCAUUAGAGGUUCGCUAGUUGCCGGGACCCUUGCAGAAACCAUCGCAGCUACGUCAAGAUGGGGCGGCCAGCCGAGCCAUGAGGAGAUAGAGAAAAUGAGGAGGGAUUCAGCGGUUGCUAGACACGCUUCUCUUGUUAGAUUACUUGAAAAGAAGCUAGCUUCCGCGAAUGGAAAGAUAAAAAAGGCCGAAAAGGCGUUGGCAAAAGUUCAAGAAUACCUACAACCAUCACAACUUCCCACCGAUUUGGAAACCCUAACCGAUGAGGAGAGAUUUUCGCUUCGAAAGAUAGGCUUGAGUAUGAAACCAUACUUGGUGCUAGGGCGUCGGGGAGUUUUUGAUGGUACGAUUGAAAAUAUGCACCUACAUUGGAAGUAUCGGGAGCUGGUGAAAAUAAUGGUGGAGCGAAAGAGCUUUGCACAUGUCAAACAUGUGGCCAUUUCUCUCGAGGCGGAAAGUGGCGGAGUAUUGGUGUCGGUAGACAAAACCACGAAAGGCUAUGCCGUUAUUGUUUAUCGUGGAAAGAAUUACGAGCGCCCGAAUGCAAUUAGGCCGAAGAAUCUUUUGACUAGACGACAAGCUUUGGCUCGCGCAAUUGAACUCCAACGAUGCGAGGCUCUAAAGCAUCAUAUCUUGGAGUUAUCAGGAAGAAUCAAGAAGUUGAAAUCGGAACUUGAAGAAAUGAAGAUUAUUGACGAAAUCGAUGAAGAGACAUUGAGAUCAAGGAUAGAAGAUGAUUCAGAUUUGGAAUCUGAUUCGGAUGAUCAUGACGGAAUGGAAGAGGACGAAGAAGCAUACCUUGAAAUAUACGAAGACGGUGAUCAAAAUUGAACGACUUCACACACGAAUCAAGUAAGGUACUUGUAAGUUUUUGUUGUUUGCCGCAACGUCUACGCAAAACUCGAGUUACACGAUCGGUAACGCUCGGCAUGCAUGAGACAGCUGCUCCAAUGUGAGAUAUGGAAUAGGGCCCUCGAUUUUAUAUUUUUAAACCUUUAGUUUAAUUAUACGUGUUUUAGACCAAUCCGAUUGUAGGCUUUCAUUCUUUUAGCCGAUUUGGUUAUUGUCUUUUAAGAUAUCUCCGUUGUCUUAAUCUAUAUGAUAACAUAUUAUAAGUGUCUUUUA